This is a messenger RNA of Dothidotthia symphoricarpi CBS 119687, 1056 nucleotides long. RefSeq lists its product as uncharacterized. Lineage: Eukaryota; Fungi; Ascomycota; Dothideomycetes; Pleosporales; Dothidotthiaceae. Bases 1 to 1056 code for a protein of 351 amino acids. Gene Ontology annotation, biological process: lipid biosynthetic process. Gene Ontology annotation, molecular function: oxidoreductase activity; iron ion binding. The transcript is spliced from 2 exons. The record is from RefSeq and is a predicted model, not a curated record.
AUGGAUAUCGUCCUCGAGGUAGCAGAUACCUUUAUAUUUGACUCUCUGUAUGCGACAUUGCUUCCCGCAUCAGCCUCGUCCUUCACCGCCAAUGCAACCUUUUCGAGCGUCAAAGAGGAGCCUACAGGAUUCGCCACCCCCCAUGCGACAUGGCAGUACGAGCCCUCAACCAAGUACUUCUCCGUCCAGCCGUCCCAGAGUGCAUACAUGAGCCAAUGGCCCCGUGACGACUGGAAGCGACAGCUCUUGACGCUGUAUCUUAUUACAUGGCUCUUCGGCGUUGUCGUCUACUUUGUCUUCGCGACUGCAUCCUACUAUCUCGUCUUCGACAAAGCCACCUUCAACCACCCCAGGUACCUCAAGAACCAGGUCCGCCUCGAGAUGAAGCAGGCCAACAUAGCUUUUCCCAUCAUGGCCAUCUUCACCGCCCCGUGGUUCCUGGCCGAAGUGCGUGGCUACUCGAAGCUCUAUGAUACAACGGCCGAGGGUCCCGGGACGUGGUACAACUACCUGCAGUUCCCCUUGUUUGUCUUCUUCACCGACUUCUGCGUCUACUGGAUCCACCGCGGACUACACCACAAGUCCGUCUACAAGACGCUGCACAAGCCGCACCACAAGUGGAUCAUGCCGACUCCCUUUGCCUCGCACGCCUUCCACCCCAUGGAUGGCUAUGCCCAGGGCCUGCCCUACCACAUUUUCCCCUUUAUCUUCCCGCUCCAGAAGUUUGCCUAUGUCGUUCUCUUCAUGUUUGUCAAUAUCUGGACAGUUCUCAUCCACGACGGCGAAUACGCGCACAACUCGCCCAUCAUUAAUGGCGCUGCUUGCCACACAAUGCACCAUCUGUACUUUAACUACAACUACGGACAGUUCACAACCCUCUGGGAUCGUCUCGGUGGAAGCUACAGGAAGCCAAACGACGAGCUGUUCCAGAAGGAGUUGAAGAUGUGCCAGAACGAGUGGAAGAAGCAAGCCGAGGCCGUGGACAAGAUGGUUGUAGAAGUCGAAGGCAAGGACGACCGCAACUACCUGCCUGACGAGCCUAAGAAGGUCCGUUGA